AUGAGCAUAGGAGGAACAAAGGAAACUAAAUUAAUAGUGAUUGGAGAAACAGGAAGUGGUAAAAGUUCGCUUGGUAACUUUAUCUUGAAGAAACUUAAUAAGUUUAAAGUAGGUGAUGGUGCUAAUUCAUUAACACAAGAAACAAAUGGAGGUUAUGGAGAAGGUGAUAGAAAGAAUGUAUUUGUUAUUGAUACUCCUGGUUUUAAUGAUUCUAAUGGUAAAGAAAAAGAGAAAAAAAAUAUUGAACAAAUGGUAAAAUAUAUCCAAACAGAAAGUGGAAUAAAGUCUAUUGUUAUUUGUUUAGAUAUUAACAACCCUCGGUUGUUAAAUAGUACCAAAACAAUGAUUCGAAUAAUACAUGAGAUUUUUCCUGUUUAUGAAUUUUGGGAACAUGUUUGUGUUGUAUGGAGUAAAUGUUAUUGCUACACACCACAAAAUGUAAUUGACAAAAUGGUUGAAGGCAAAAGGAAAGGUUAUAAAAAACAGUUGUUAAAUUUCGCUGAAGAAACAACAGGAGAUUCAAAUUUUGUUAUACCAAUGUACUUUGUUGAUUCAUCUCCAGAUGAAGGAGUAGAUAACACUAGGUCAGAGAAUGAAAUUAUAUCAAUGUUGAGUUGGGUACGUACUUUACCUUCUUUAAAAAAUAAAGAAGUAAAAAGUAUAAAAUUUCAUAACACUUAUAUAGAAACGAAACAAGAAACAAAAAUUGUUGAAUUAAAACAUGAUCGCAUAAAGUUAUUAAUCAAUAAGCUACAAAGAGAGAAAAUAGUUGGAUAUGAUGGAAGUAUUAAUUACACAGAAUGGACUGUAGUGAAGAGUAAGCCUGUAACUGAAAAAAUUCCAAAGAAUCUUGUUGGUGCUUCAGAAACAAAGCUUCAAGGAUUAAAAACAGAAAUUGGAGAUAGAAAGUUUGAAGCUGUUGUAGGUGGAGUUCUUAAUUAUGACAAGUUGUUAUAA
Entamoeba dispar SAW760 is the source of this 957-nucleotide messenger RNA. RefSeq lists its product as uncharacterized. Bases 1 to 957 code for a protein of 318 amino acids. The transcript has a single exon. The record is from RefSeq and is a predicted model, not a curated record. Gene Ontology annotation, molecular function: GTP binding. NCBI's taxonomy places the organism in Eukaryota, Evosea, Mastigamoebida, Endamoebidae.